CCCCUCACUUUCGAUUUCUGUUUGUUUCAACCGUUGGCGCUUUUUACAAACUUCAUUUAUAAUUUAUGAACGUAAAAACAGAUGUUAUUGUUAACGGGACCAUUAUUUGGGUGACUUAAUCUGCCCAAAUGAAAACAGGAUACAAACGAAACAAGAGAUAUCGGAUCCCAGCGUGAAAAAAACAGCUAGAUAUUUAUACCCAAGGAACUUGCUGCGAACAACGGACUUAUUUUCUCAACUUGACGUUUCUAAUCUUUUAAUUAGUAAAAACUGGCUCUCGCCUUUAGUCAUUUGAAGUCAACUGAUAAGAUGGCAUCUCAUCGUUACGGGGAGCUGAGUGGAUUCGAUUCAGGAUCGCUUAGUGAAAGACAAGACUCAAUGUUUGACCGAUAUCUUGAUGAAAUGAAACCGUACGUCCUUCGGCUGCCUCACAAAUCAGAGAGGCAAAGAGUGGCAUUGUGGAUUAAAAAGCUGUGUGAGCCACCUGGCCCAGGAACAAGUGGAAGGAAAAACCGCAAUCUCUAUGCUCAGCUUUUGCUACACAUGGUUAAACGCAACCUGUUAGAGGAGCCAUUUACCAGAAGACCUGAGGCAGGACCACUUAAAACCUUGCCAUCAUAUAUGUCUAUAUAUCUUGAUGAACCUAUACACAAGAGAACUGCCAGUGCAGAACUUGAAGAGGAAUUUGGUCAUAAACCACCAGAUUGGCUUAAAGAAAUCCCCAGUUCAUCAGGAAGUGCUCUUUCAGAUAUCUCAGGAAGCAUCACCUCUACCUCAAGAGAGUUGCCAACUACCAGUGGUGUAAAUCCAGUCACUGGGCCAAGAUCUACAACUUAUAGCACUUCCAGUAGAGAGGAGAAAAAUGGUUAUGAAGUGGCUCCUGGAUUUGAUCAACCUCUUGAUGAAAAACGCUACAAGGGAAGGUUGUCUGCAGGCUACCCAGGCUCUGAUGACAUUCUAGAGUCAAGAUAUGGGGGUCGUAUUUCCCCACCACCUCGUCGGCGUUAUGAGAGUCCAUCAGAAUAUCAGCAUACUGACUCAGGUUAUCCUUCUACAUCACCACCAUCAAAAACAAAUCAGUACAAUGGGUUUACAAAAGGAAUAUCAUCUUUAAAUGGAACUUUGCGAGAUGACCAUAGCUUCAAUCGUUCAAGUGACAGGGAGAUUGAGCUAAGAACAAAGAUGGUUGAGGCCAAAUAUCAUGAAGAUAAGCUUAAACUUCAGCAACAACAUGAUGUUGCAGUUCAAAAGAUUCUAGACAGAAAGAACAUGGAGUUGGAGGAAGUUAAAUCACACUACAGGAACAAAAUUACUGAAAUGGAAGCAACUGCUAAGAAACAGGAAAGGAAAGUCUCCCAGCUUGUUAGAGAAGCUCAGACAAUGAAGGAACAAAGGGAUGCACAAUUAGCAGAGUUAAAAACCCUUGCAGAGCAGAAUGGUGAAACAGUGCAACAUGACUUUGAGAAGAAGUUGAAUGACAAGGUGGCUGAGUUUGAGCAAGAAAAGUUUGAGAUGCAAAAUCAACACACUCAAAACAUUCAAGAAUUGCUGGAUGAAACAAAUCAGAGAUUGCAAAAAAUGGAGACAGAAUACAACCAACAGAAUGGUACUACUAGACUGGUCAUUCAGGAAUUGGAGGCAAGAGUGCAACAACUUACCCAGGAGUCAGAAGAACUUCAGAAUUCUAGAUCAAAACUUGCUAAGGAAAAGGAAGAACUUGAACAACAAACAUCAUCUUUGUCGACUGAAUUACAGGAAGCAAAAUCAAGUCUGUCCAAAAUGGAGAGGGAUCAUUCGCAAGCAAUAAAUGAACAUAAAACAGUAGUUAAACAAUUGAACAAGAAGACAGAUUCCAGUAUGGAGAGCAUGAAGCAACAGCAUACCGCAGCAAUUGCUAAGGCUACUGACACCAUAGCAGAAUUGGAGACACAGGUUAACCAACUUAAACAAGCUCUUCAAGAUGCGGAGUUUCAACGACAGAGGCAGCUUAGGGAAUUGGAAUCUACUCACAAGCAGGAGAAGUUAAACUUAGAACAUUUACACGAGAAAAAGAUUCGAGGUAUUCAAUCCGAGCUCGAACAAGGCGAGGCAGAAUCGGAGAAGCGCAUGAGAAAGUUGGAGAAUCUUGUCAAAGAACGUGAAGAUGAAAUCCAAAAGCUGUCAGAGGCACAGAAACAACAGGCCCAACAAGCUGAGCAUGCGCUAGAGGAUUUUAAGAGCCAAGUGGAGAGAAAUUCGGGGAGGAUGUUUGACGAGAUGAAAGCUCAGAUGGAAAAGGUCGAGGAAGACCUGGCUCGCUCAAAGAACCUUCGUGAAAAGCAAGCGAAGGAGUUCAGCCGGCAACUGGAUGAUCUUAAAAUCAAACACGAAAAAGAGAUUGCAGAGAUAAAUAUUCGCCAUGAGCAAGAGAAAGCACAGAGUUUGAGAGCGCACCAUAUAGAGAGAGACUCGUCAUUAAAAGAACAAGAACAGGAAAAGGAAAUGCAGUUGGAGAAACUUCGUCAGAGAAUACUUGAACAUGAAAAUCAAACGAGAAACCGAGCUAACAAGGACGCCAAGACUAUCGCCGAGUUGGAGCAACAAGUGCGAGAGUUGCGAGAAGAGCUUAUUCAAGCGAAUUCAACGCACAAAACCCAGCUUAUGGAACUGAGUCUGUUGAGAGAAGAGGAGAAACAAACAUACAAGAGACAAGAUGAAAACUCGCAAAUGAAAUUUAAGAGUCAACUUGAGCAGCAGAGACUUCAGUUACAGCGCGAACAUAGCAGCGAAAUGGAACAGAUUCUGGAGAAAACGAACAACAGGAUAAAACAGAUGGAGGAAGAGUAUACAACACGAUCUUCCAAGGGACAACAGGUGGUAGAAACGCUCGAAGAAGAAAUAAAGAAACUAAAAGAAGAAAACAACUGCACAAGAACUAACUUGGAAAAGAAGCUUGCCCAAACAACGGCAAAAUACGAAGAAGAGAAAGCAUCGGCGAAAAAGCACCAUUCUUCAAUUUCUAAGUCUUUACAGCAAGACGUAGAAACGCAGAAAACAAUGGUUCGACAUUUAGAGAAGCGCAUUCAGCAAGUGGAGCUGGACGCGCAAGAAAAAGACCUUGAGGAUACCAUUGAAUCUCUCAGACAGCAGAUCUCAGUGUUACAGUCCCGCACACGGGUGCUACAGGAAGAACUGGAUACUAGAAACCAGUUCUCUUCUUCUUUUAAUGUAUCAUCGGUUCGCGAGCAAGAUGAAUCAUAACAACCACUGAAGGGACUCAUCGUUAAACAGGAAAGACCUAGAGUUUAUUUCCUAACCGAGUAAAGUGCACUGUAUGACAGUGGUAGAACUCAUCUACACCAUGCACACUAAAAGCGCUUUCUUCUCCUUUGGCCGUGCCUUCCUACGUGCAAAUGCAUCUCGCAAAGGCGAAUUGUAAUAUAAAUAACGAGUGAUUAUAUGAUUGUAUGAGUCUAAUUUAAUCUGUUUCAUAAACACUGCGUGAAUGAUGUCGUAGUUCUUCCGUGUUUUAAUGUUACCAGGUGUCAGACACCAGAAAUCAAGCUUGUCUCCUCCCCAAUCAAAGCCGCAGAUAGUUGCUCUUUUCUCUUACAUUAACAAUGAAUCUAUUGAUGAAAAGUAACUCAGUUCAAGGCGUUUAGUAUCGCAAACGCGUUUCUUUCGGUAAACUGAAUUUUGUUGAUAUACUUUCGAUUCCGUUUUACUGUUCGGAGCCUUGUACAUCAAAUCCUUUCCAACCACACGCACAGAUUUUUGGAAAACUGGAUUAUUUUCAAUUCUUAUUUAGUUUCACCCAUAAUAAAGAAAAGAACAUAAA
Molecule: messenger RNA, 3817 nt
Organism: Stylophora pistillata
Lineage: Eukaryota; Metazoa; Cnidaria; Anthozoa; Scleractinia; Pocilloporidae
Product: centrosomal protein of 112 kDa
Source: RefSeq, a predicted model, not a curated record